AUGUUCAGGUCCAGAACUCCACCAUCAUCCUCAAGAUCUCGAUCUUCUCGUAGUACGAGAUCCGCAAGAGGCUCCACCAAAAGUCGACGGGCUGGAAGUCGAGGAGGCUUUGCAGACCGCAUACGCCGUGCAGCGGAAUCAGGACCGACCCGCAAAUGGGUCAAAGUAAUGCGAUCUCCGGCUCCAAGGAUUCGAUUUCAAGUCACCAAAUGGAUUCCUAUUAAUGAGUUGACGGAAGAAGAGCGUAUUGAGUACGACAGGGAGCAAGCAGCGAUCCAAGAGGAAAAGCAAAAGCAACAAAUGCAGUUGCAGCAAGAGCAGCAGCAGCAGCCACAAGGGGACGAGCACCAGGACCAGAAGGAGAACGAAGUCAAAGAAGUAGCAUCCACUCCAGAGAGUUGUAAGAAUGGGGCUCCAUCAUUUGAGGCUAGAAAUGUGGACAGCAGCGUUACAAACCCCCAGCUCUCAGAGGAGCAAACUUCAGCGGAAAAAGGUGAGUUUCCACACUCGUCUACUGCGCCAGCUGACGAACCCCCCACCAAAAGAACAAAGUUCGACGAGCAAGUCCAAGUGGAAGAAUUCCCAUUGUUUUAA
Molecule: messenger RNA, 594 nt
Organism: Cylindrotheca closterium
Lineage: Eukaryota; Bacillariophyta; Bacillariophyceae; Bacillariales; Bacillariaceae
Source: the annotation of a GenBank genome assembly